AUGGUGAAGAAGAACAGCAUCCCGGAGAGGUGGCGCUCUCUGACUGCCAUUGGAACGCGAGUUCCAGGAUCCCGAUUUAUUGCCUUCAAAGUUCCUUUGAAAGGGGCCACUAAUCAACGUGUGACACAGACCCAGAAAUUUACCCCUAAGGAUUUAGUGACUGCAAUUCGCAACCAAAAUGAAGAACUUGGAUUGAUCCUAGAUUUGACAAACACCGAACGCUAUUAUACCACUAAGGAUUUGCCUAGGAGUGUGCAGUAUGUGAAGCUACACACAGCAGGUCUCAAAAUACCAGAUGAUGCAACAGUCCACCAGUUCAAGAGACUUGUCAGACAGUUUCUUUUUGCCAAUGAAGAUAAUGAUAAACUAAUUGGUGUUCACUGCACAACUGGGAUUAACAGGACGGGAUAUCUGAUCUGCAGGUACUUGAUAGAUGUAGAUGGGUGGCGACCCCUGCAUUCAAUUACCGCAUUUGCAAAUUCCCGUGGCCAUCCAAUUGAAGGAGCAGUUUACAUUGAAGAUCUAAUUAAAGGACCUAUGCGAAGCAAUGUUGGCAUAGAUCUGCCUCCGACAGAGGAAGAGAAAAGAGCUCUGAAUAGUGGUUCUGAAGAUCUAUCAAGAGAUGAUCAAGGAAAUGACUUUGGAGAUUUUGAUGCACGUGAUAGGCGGUCUUUACCACAAAUGAGAUCGGACGACUGCCUGGAUGAUUUUGAUGCAAGGGAAUCAAGGGUUGCUCCUAGAAAUAUACUAGGUGAUCAUGAUCUUCGCUUACCUUCGCAUGAGCCUCAGGACACACAUUACAUGGGGGAUAGACAAGAGCCUCUGUAUCCUGAGAGGUUACGAAGACCUGGAAAUUUCAAUGUAGAUAUGGAAAGCUUCCAUGACCCUACACCAAGGCCCCUCAUGAGCAUUCCACCUCUUGUGCCCAGAGAGAUGCAGCGACGUUUUCAGGAUCCUGGGAUGGUACGUGAAGGCAUGGAUUAUGAUGUGAGAUCAAGGGGUCGCCCAAUGCAUGCAUUGCAAUCACAAGACUUUUCUUCAGAUAUGCAGUAUGAUGAUCCUUCCCCUCAUCCUUUACCAUUGUUUCCACGCAACCAAAUGAAUAAUCCUGACUUUGAGGAAGAAGCUGAACAAUCUUAUGAAGAGGAUUUUAUUGGUAAUGAAGACCCCAUAUUUGACCCUAGAGGUAGAGAAGCAAUGACUGGUUCUUUCCGAGGUCCUGUAAAUGAAAGGAUGCAGCCAAGAAAUGCAAGACCAUUGGGAGGACCCAUGGGUGAAAGAAUGAACCCUAGAGAUUCAAGGCUUAUGGAAGGACCUGUAAAUGACAACAUGCAUCAAUUCAUGGAUGAACCUAUGAAUGAAAGAAUGUAUCCAAGAGAAGGUUCUAUGAAUGAACGAAUUCCACAAAGAAAUACAAGGCCUAUGGAUGCACAAAUAGGUGAAAGGGGACAUGGAAGAGAAGCACCCUAUAUGGAAGAUACUUCAUUCAUGGAGGAUUCUAUGAAUGACCAAAUGAACCUAAGAGAUGCCAGAGCAGGUAAAGGCUUCAUGAAUGAAAAGUUGCAUCCACAAGAAUUACGGAACUUUGAAGGGCCAAUGAAUGAAAGGAUGCCUCAUAGAGGUUUACGGGCCAUGGAAGGUCCGAUGAAAGGCCCAUUAUCUGAAAGAAUGCAUCCAAACCCUGCACGGCAUAUGGACUAUUCCAUGAACGAAAGGAUGGACCCAAUGGAAGGACAAAAUAUGGAAGAUCCUGCAUAUGAAGAGAUGCAUCUAAAAGGCCCAAGAGCAAUGGGUGGUCCCAUGAAUCCUCGGAUGCCCCCAAGGGGUGCACGUCCUGCGCCAAACUCCAUGGUUGACCGAGGGUAUCCAGGAGGUGCAAAAGCUAUGGAUGGCUCUAAUAAUGAUCACAGUACCCAAGAGAUGGUGGAGAUGGAAUGUACCCUAGACCUGCACGCCCCACAGAAAGCCCUAUGAAUCGGUUGUACCCAAGUGAUGCUCGGGCCACAGAUGGUUCCAUGAAUGAAUGGAUGCAACAGGGUAAUGCAAGAGCCAUGGAAAGGCCUCUAAAUGAGCGGAUGCAUCCAGGGCCAACGAGAGGGCCAAGACCAAUGGAUGGAUCAAUGCAUGAGGAUUUUGCAAGACCAUUUGAAGGUAGGAAGAUGAAUCCUUCAGAAGAACCGCACAGGCCACCCAACAGGUUUGCACCAUAUCCCCCCAAGAAGCCAUCAGAAGCCCAGGAGUUAAGAGGACCACAUAAUAUGGCACCUUCUGCUCGUCCCCUUGGUAUGCCUGAGAUGGGUGCCCACUUUCCACAAAGAAGCAGAUUUCAGUAA
Staurois parvus is the source of this 2333-nucleotide messenger RNA. The record is from the annotation of a GenBank genome assembly. NCBI's taxonomy places the organism in Eukaryota, Metazoa, Chordata, Amphibia, Anura, Ranidae.